AUGUUGACUUCCGUGGCAACCUUCUCGCUUUUGGUCUCUUUGGCCUCCGCUGCUGCGGUCGCAAAAUCCCAAAAAUUGCUCAUUCAGGAUGCUUCAGUCCCAGUACUCGACCACAUCAACAUGACAAGCUUUAAGAAAUUCGCCAUCGACGAUAUGAGCGAAGCAAAAUUUCGUCUGCACCACCAUGCCGUCAAGGCCUUGAUCGGCGACGAGUCCUACCUUCUGCUCCGUCAAACCGAAUUGCAAGCCAGAGAAAACGAAGUCUGGGAGUGGAUCUGGGACCACGACCUGGACUGUGGAGAUUGGAUGAAUGAGGAUGAGGAUGAGAUCGAAUCUCACUACCCGGAACGAAUUUACUUGUCAGGUCGCCGCAUUUUCGACAUUGACCCCAAACGAGUACCACAGGAUGUGAUUGACGGUCUUUUCGCAAUCGACAGACGUAAGGGUGAAAUCCGCUCACAAAUGUACCGCGAGAGUUACUGCAGCCUCAAGGAGACCGCGGACGCAUCUGAUGCAAAGACUUACGGAGUGGGCAAGGACAAGGACGAGCCAAAAUGGAAGAUCGACGUCCCUGAAGAGUACUUGCAGUACCAGAUCCCUGACAGCAUCUUGGAGAUCGAAGAAGAGACCCGGGAUUUGAAAUGGAAGGCUGAGGAAGAGAAGCGCAAGCAGGAUAUCUUGACUGGCAAAGUUUCUGUCAGGAACAUGAAGAUGCCUGAUCUUACGAAGUGCAAGAAGCUGGAGGAGGAUGUCUAUUAG
Aureobasidium melanogenum CBS 110374 is the source of this 759-nucleotide messenger RNA. RefSeq lists its product as uncharacterized. The coding region runs from base 1 to 759 and encodes 252 amino acids. The record is from RefSeq and is a predicted model, not a curated record. The transcript has a single exon. NCBI's taxonomy places the organism in Eukaryota, Fungi, Ascomycota, Dothideomycetes, Dothideales, Saccotheciaceae.